Molecule: messenger RNA, 2202 nt
Organism: Plasmodium falciparum 3D7
Lineage: Eukaryota; Apicomplexa; Aconoidasida; Haemosporida; Plasmodiidae
Gene: AP3M
Product: putative AP-3 complex subunit mu
Biological process (GO): intracellular protein transport
Cellular component (GO): clathrin adaptor complex; endomembrane system
Source: RefSeq, a predicted model, not a curated record
AUGCUGGAUUUAUUUUGUAUUUAUUCGUCUAAUGGGAAAUUAUUAAUAGAGCAAUGUUUUAAUAAAAAAAGGUAUAAAAGGAAUAUACAUAAUGUUAUAAAAAGGAUACUAUAUAAUAAAAGCAAUAAUAAUAAUAAUAAUAAUAAUAAUAACUAUAAUUAUUAUGAUUAUUUUAAUAACAAUGUUGAUAAUAAUUACUAUUUAAUAUUGAACAAUACAUCAUAUGAUCAUACGAAUGAUAAGUUCCAUUUACUAAAUGGAAGAUCUUUGGAUAACAAAAAAUUUGUUUAUAUAAUAAAGAGUGAUGAUUUAUAUUUUGUAACAUUAAUAGAAGGUGAAAAUAAUCCUAUAUUAAUUGUAGAGAUGAUGCAAGAGAUAAUAAAAAUUAUAAAAAAAUAUUUUGAUAUAGAUAAAUUAAAGGAAAAUAUAUUAAUACAUAAUUAUACUAUAAUAAAUUUUUUGAUAAAUGAAAUAUUAGUACAGAAUGGAAAACCAUCUUUAUUUAUUCAUACGAUUUUAAAAGAAUUAAUUAAUAAUGAUAAUAACAACAAUAAUAAUAAUUAUUAUAAUUUUAAUUAUAACACUAGUAAUAAUUUUCUGAAUGAAACAUUAAAAAUAGGUCCUAUACCAAAUAAUAUAUAUAAUAUGAUUACACAAAAUAAGUAUAUAAAUAUAAAUGUUGGGAAUAGUAAUAAUAAUAUGAAUAAUAUUAGUAAUAAUAAUAACAAUAGUAAUCUUCUUAUGCUUCAUAUUAAUAAUGAGAAAAAUAUAAAUUAUAGUUAUAGUAAUGGUUCAUAUCUUCAUGGAAAACAUUCUAUAUAUAAUUAUUGGAGAUCAUAUAAUAACUCAUGUACAUCAUCAAAUGAAAUAUAUAUAGAUGUUGAAGAAAAUGUAAAUUGUAUUGUUAAUAAAAAUAAUAAAAUUAUACAUUAUUAUAUACAAGGUAAUGUAUAUAUUAAUUCGAAUAUUAAAGGUUCCCCAUAUAUUAAAUUAUAUUUUAAUCAGCUAGAUGUUCAGAAAUGUAAUUUCCAUUAUACUAUAAAUGCUAAUAAAUUAUUUAAUAAAAACAAAGAUGAACAUACUCUAAAUAAUAAAAAUGUAAUAAUUCACUUUGUACCAUUACAUGAGAAAUAUUGUCUUCUGCAUUAUUAUGAUAAAAUUCUGUUACAUCCUGGACCCUCUCCUUUAUAUAAUAACAAUGAAUACUAUAAUAAAAAUAACAUAAAAAGUAAUACACAUUUUAAUGACGAACAACAAAUGAACAACACAUUAACGAACGUAUUAAAAUUAAGUAGUGUUGAAGAUGCCAUAAAUGAAAAUGCAAAAAAAAAUGAACAUGAUAUAAAAAAUGAAUGGGAUAUAAAAAAUGAACAUCAAAAUGUUAUGAAAAGAAAUCAUUGCAAUAUUUUAGAAAAACAAAAUAGUAGUAACUCCUUUCAAACGUUAAGUAGAAGUAUAUCCUAUCAAGAAAAUAUGAACAUACAAAAUAAUAAUAUAUUUUCAUCAAAUAACUAUCUUGAAUAUAAUAAUGAUUUUCUAUUCAGUAAUCUUUUAAAUUUAUGGAAUGAUGAACAUAUGAAUAUGCCACAAAAUUAUUUUGAUAUACCAAAUGAUAAUUGUAAAAACAGUUAUGACAAUGAUUUAUUCUCACACCCUAAAUAUAAAUUACCAAUCCUUAUUAAAGGUAAUAUACAUUUUGAUAGUACAGAAAAUAUGUAUAAAAUAAAAUUAAAUGUCCUUUUAAAUAAUAUAAAUACAAAUAAAAACAAUAGUAAUAUAUUAUUAAACAGAUAUGAAAAUAUCUUAAUUAAAAUACCUAUACAUCAUUUUAUCAAAUCAGUCAAUUUCCAUACAUCCCUAGGCAAUAUAAAUUAUAAUGAAAAAAAGAAAUGUAUUUAUUGGUUUAUAAAUUAUGUUACAGAUAUGAAUACACAAAUGUAUGCUCAUAUAUCUUUAUAUGUUCCUACACAUGAACAAAAUGAUAUGAAUCAAAUGAAAAAUACAUAUCAAAUAUCCCCAUUAAAUAAUUUUAACUUAUAUCCUCUCUUUAAUUUUGUAGCCUAUGCUAGUUUAAAAAUUAAUGGCGUAUCCAUCACUGAUCAUAAAAUAGAGAAAAUUGAAGUACAAAAUUUGAAAAAUGUGGAAAUACGUAAGGGGUGUAGAUAUAGUACCAUAUAUAAUAACAUAGAAUUUAGGCUAUAA